Messenger RNA from Macaca mulatta (Rhesus monkey), 1342 nucleotides. NCBI's taxonomy places the organism in Eukaryota, Metazoa, Chordata, Mammalia, Primates, Cercopithecidae. The record is from RefSeq and is a predicted model, not a curated record.
CUAGUGUAUUUCUUCCUAUAUACACGUAACCUGGGGCUUCCUGGACCUUGUACUCUCUCUGCUUUCAUUGACAGUGGUUCCUAAAGCUGGUCAGCAUCAGGGUUACCCAGGGAGCCUUAAAACACACACACACACACACACACACACACACACACACACACACACACACAAUUGACUUGUCUUAUUUAGGCACAGAAAAUACUUUUGCUACAGUUACAAAAAUGCAGGGUUUUUUUUUUUUUUAAAGUGAAUCCUAAAGUAAUGAAUGGAAUGGAUGGGCUAAAUAAAUUUUCUUUCUGACUUCCAAUAACGUUUUGUAAGGUUGAACCCAAGGGCUCGGUCUUUGUCACAAACACUGGGUGGUUUUUCCACCAAGCUCGCUGAGAAAGUGGAAUUCCAGAGACACUCCUGAAAUUGUCCUAAGUUAAAGGAGCCAGUGUGCUAGCUCCCUCUCUGCCAUCGCCUCUGAGAGCACCCAUGGCCCUGAGUGAUGUCGAUGUGAAAAAGCAGAUUAAGCACAUGAUGGCUUUCAUUGAGCAGGAAGCCAAUGAGAAAGCAGAGGAAAUCGAUGCCAAGGCUGAGGAAGAGUUUAACAUUGAGAAAGGACGCCUUGUGCAAACCCAACGACUGAAGAUUAUGGAGUAUUACGAGAAAAAGGAGAAGCAGAUAGAGCAGCAGAAGAAAAUCCAGAUGUCCACCAUGAGGAAUCAGGCAAGGCUGAAAGUCCUGAGAGCCCGAGAUGACCUCAUCUCGGAUUUGCUCAGUGAGGCGAAGCUGAGACUCAGCCGGAUUGUGGAGAACCCAGAGGUCUACCAGGGGCUUCUGGAUAAACUGGUGCUCCAGGGUCUGCUCCGACUGCUGGAACCUGUGAUGAUUGUGCGCUGCCGGCCACAGGACCUCCUCCUGGUGGAGGCUGCUGUGCAAAAAGCCAUCCCUGAAUACAUGACAAUUUCCCAAAAACAUGUGGAGGUCCAGAUUGAUCAAGAGGCAUACCUGGCUGUGAAUGCAGCUGGAGGUGUGGAGGUCUACAGUGGCAAUCAGAGAAUAAAGGUUUCAAAUACCUUGGAAAGCCGACUGGAUCUCUCAGCGAAGGAAAAGAUGCCAGAAAUACGAAUGGCCUUGUUUGGUGCUAACGCCAACAGAAAGUUCUUUAUAUAAGCCUCUGGGAAGUGAAGCUAGUGUUGAACCACUAAACCACGAAAGUUUAAGUUUUGGGGGGAAAAGAAACUAGUAGUGUUUCCUCCUCUUUGAUGCUCUGAUAUUGUUCUGUUUUUCUUCAUGAAAUACCCCUUGGAUGGCUAAAGUGUUAACUUUGAAAUAAAGCCCAAAUUAAUGCUCAGAA